ACCAAACUGCGUAAAGGUCGCGAGGGUUUCCAAAUGUCCAACUUAGAUGGACUGAAUUUGAUCAAAGACAAUCUGACUGAGUUAAGCAAUGGAAAACAAAACGCUAGGCGACGUCGAACCCCGUUCUCAACCACCGGUCGAGCGUUUCACUCGUUAGAUUCCAUUGUGGAUGAAGACGGUACACAAUCAGUUGGUGGCCCGGUGGAUAAUCCAGCAUUCGAAUCAGAUGAAGUGUCCGUGACACAACCAUCCACAAUGGCUCGAUCCAUCAAUGAAGGUGUUUCGGGCACGGAUUGGGACGCGGACGAAACGCACCGGGAAGUGGAACAAGGCUACAAACAACACGAACAAGGAGAGCCAGAACAUCAGCAACUAGAUCCUAAUGCGACAGAACCGGGGAACUAUGCAGACCUCGCAAUAGAAGACAGUCAGGUGAUUGUUCGAACGCACGCGGAACCAUACAUGUUUAUCAGAUCCACAGAUGUUUCAAAUUCGGUUCCAAAUGAAGAACUUCCGAGGGAAACGUGUUCACGUGAAGAGCAUAUUGCACUCACAGAACGUAAAUCAUCCGAUUCCGCACUGAAUGCGGAUACUGUAUCAAGCAUUCCGGUUUCAACUUCCCGGGAAUGUGACGACCAGGUUCAAGUUGAGCCAGUCACCCAAACAGACAUUCUCCCGGAUUCACGACCACCGCCUAUCGCGGUUCGGAAUCCUGACAUUUUCGUCACAUCUGUGGAGAAGACUUAUGAUUCCAUCAACCAGCGAUCUGUGCACCGAGAUUCUGAGCUCGAAUCGAAGCUGGACAAAAGUGGGACCCGCUCACCGACUAGUAGUGCUAGUCCGACCAAGCGAGUGACAGUGGAAGGUCAUCGACCUGCCACCGCUCCACGACCUCCGAAGAAGCCACCGAUUCCACCGGGAAAACCAUCAAAACAACUGUCCGUAGAACAGCAUCGAACGGAAGGAGAGACAGAAACGGCUUCCAUUGUUCGCAAAUCCAUAAAAUCGCCUGAUCUUCCACAAAGAAAGCGAUCCGGUGCAAAGCCAGAGAGUACGGAAAAACCACAGACUCCCAGGGAGAAAACAAAGCCGGGAAAGAAGAAAGAUCCCCUGCAGGGCUCCAAACCCUCUAGUUCACGUAGUGAUCUCGUCUGA
Messenger RNA from Echinostoma caproni, 1155 nucleotides. Lineage: Eukaryota; Metazoa; Platyhelminthes; Trematoda; Plagiorchiida; Echinostomatidae. The record is from the annotation of a GenBank genome assembly.